Molecule: messenger RNA, 1991 nt
Organism: Paralichthys olivaceus (Japanese flounder)
Lineage: Eukaryota; Metazoa; Chordata; Actinopteri; Pleuronectiformes; Paralichthyidae
Source: RefSeq, a predicted model, not a curated record
UUUAAAUAUAUUUUGUAGGUCUGAUGGAAAGGAUGAGAAAUCUGAAGGAGAAGGAAAAGAUGGCAAAGGGCGAAAUGAGAGGACUGUAGUUAUGGACAAGUCCAAGGGAGAACCCGUCAUCAGUGUCAAAACCAAAAGCAAAGAGCGAAGCUCAAAGAGUCGGGACCGCAAGUCACCCAGUAAAGAAAAGAAAGACAUCCUGUCAUUUGACCAGAUCAAGGAGCAGAGGGAGAGGGAGCGGCAGAGACAGCGUGAGAGGGAGAUCAGGGAGGUGGAGAGACGCAGAUUCACUGACCGUGAUCGUGACAACCGCCCCGAUCGUGAGCGUGAGCGAAUCCGUCUGUUCAGGGAGAGAGAGGAGAGAAAACACCUGCUGCGGAAGAGACACUGGCUUGAGGCUGAGCGACAGCGUCUUGAUGCGGAUCGUAUGGAGCGUCAGUUCCUGGAGCGCGAAAGGCUUCGUAUAGAAUAUGAGCGGCGGCGUGAGCAGGAAAGGAUUCUCAGGGAGCGAGAGGAGCUGAAACGGCAGCAGGACCAGUUGCGUUAUGAGCAGGACCGACGCCCCGUCAAGAGGCCGUAUGACAUGGACAACAGGAAAGACGAUUGGCCUGAAAAGCGCAUGGCCUUGGAUGACCGAUGCGGCCGCUCAGACUUUGGAAGACAGGAACGUUACCAGGACUUUGACCACAGAGACCGUGGCCGAUAUCAGGAUGACAUGAUGAUGGACAGGCGAGAUAACACUCGUGGCAUUGGUGCAGACAGAGAUGGUCAGCACUUCUCAGAUAGGUCAGACAGACAUGGCAGAGACGGCCGAGAGCCCUGGAGCGGAGGAUACGACAAGCGCAUGAACCCCAGGGAAGGAGGUCGAGACUGGGACUCUGGACGGAAGAUGGAAGGAGACAGAACAUGGCAAGGUAGAGACGGUGCUAUUCCAGGCCAGAGCCACAUUGCACGUGGAGGGAUGGCGGGCCGUGGAGGUUACAUGAACACAGGGACGUCUCAGUCCCUCUCUGGAGCUCUGAACAGACAGAACCAGCUGAUGCAGGGCAGCGGGCUGCAGGGUGGAGCUUUUGGUCGACGCUACUGAUGUGUCCAUCUAAAGACAGUAGUGGGACACUUACAUGAGAUCACAUCAUAGAGGAUGUGGCCAUCUUGUUUUUGUACAUUUUUUUUGUCUUAAACGUGAUUUUUCUUUUUUUUGUCACAAUUCCAAUUUGUUUUUGAUGAAAACCUUUCUCUUUCUUGUUGCUACUCCAUUUUUUUGUGACUUAGUGAUUUUCUGCUUUGUAUUUAUGGUUCAGUCCAUCCUGUCGGUUCACAUCAGAGCUACAUUUUAAAUGCAGAUGUUUAAUAGACACCUACAUCACAUAGCGUCAAUGGACCUCAUCAGUUUUCCAUCUUUAUCCCAGUUUACAUCUGGAACAUUUUGAGAUUUUCAUUCUCAUUAAAUGAAUAUUUGUUGCAGUUAACGUGUUCAGAGCUUAGGUCUCAUUUAGACAUUUUUGUCUUUUUAAAACAAAUGGAAGCUAUGAUCUCCCUGCUGAAGAAAAGGUUUUUACAUUAAAUGACACACUCUGAUUAUCCAAGCUUGUUACUUUUAUAUAUUUCAAUCAGUGCAUUUUUGUACAUAGUGUUUGAUUUGUGUGAUUAUCAGAUAAUGGUAGUACAUCCCCUUGGACUGUGUAUGUGCACAGGUCUGUGAUUAAAAUCUCAAAUUAACUGAAUUGUGGUGUUGCAGCACAAGUUUUCUGUAACUAAAAUCUGUUUUUAGAUUUUGUUCAUAAAGUUUAGUUUUCUUGUCCUUCUGUUGUUGGGUUUAUUACAAUGUCAGGGUUAAAUUCACAGGUUGAAAUAGGCUACAAGCUUUUAACAGUUACAGGUUGUUCAUAUAUUUGUUGUGUUCCUAUUGAAAGAAAUGCAUUUCAAAGCACAUUUGCAGAGUUAACUUCCAGGUGCUCAUAUUUAUAAAAUAAAUUCUGACAUCACAGGAA